AUGGACACUAAACAACUGGUAACCAUACCGUCCCCAUGGGAUCGCAUUAAUAUUAUAUCCAGAUUUACUUUUAGUUGGGUAUGGAGCCUAUUUAUACAGGCCCAUAAAAAGGACCUGGACUUUACCGAUCUAUACCGGUGCUCAAAAUCUGAUGAAACUAAAUACGUGCGCAACAAAUUGGAAAGAAAUUGGAUAACUGAGCAAGCUAGUUUUAAAAAAACUAGUAAACCACCCUCCCUGGCCCUGGCAUUGUUCAAAACGUUUGCACCCGAACUACUACCAUGGAUAUUGUUGAAUACAUUUCAGGAAGUCAUCAUCAAAGUCAGCGUACCGUUAAUGUUGGGCUAUGUUGUACGCUAUUUUCAGGGCGACCCCCAAAUUACUCGCCAGUGGGCCGUCUGGGCGGCGGUCGGUAUUGUAUUGAUGUCAGUACUGGACCGGUUUGUUAUCAAUCAUAUUACCUAUUGUUAUACAUUGCGUGUGGGUAUGCGUAUGAGAGUGGCCACAUCGGCGCUUAUCUAUCGUAAGUCAAUGAAAUUGAGUCGUUCAUCGCUGGCAAAGACAACUGUCGGUCAAAUUGUAAACAUACUGUCCAAUGAUGUCAACCGUUUUGAUGAGUUUUCAUUUUAUGCCCAAUCAAUAGUGGUCGCACCACUACAGUCGGCACUAGUAUUAUAUUUUCUAUGGGGUGAACUCGGUUGGGCCUGUCUGGCCGGUAUGGCUGUACUUAUACUGUUCAUACCCUUCCAGCUAACAGUGGGCGCACUGUUUCGACAAAUACGGGGAAAGACUGCUGUUUUAACCGAUAGUCGGAUACGUAUAAUGAAUGAGAUUAUUGGUGGUAUGCGUGUCAUUAAAAUGUAUACCUGGGAGAUGGCGUUUGCACAGUUGGUUUCGGUUGUCCGCAAAUCUGAAGUAAAGCGCAUCCGAAACAGUAAUUUCCUUAAAGGUAUCAAUCUUUCCGUAUAUUUUCUACUGCCACGUGUUAUUGUCUACCCGUGUAUACUGAUGUAUGUCCUGAUGAAUACUGGCCAGUUGGCUGCCGAUACAGUGUUUGUUACUGUUUGCUAUGUCAAUACUAUGCGCUUGAUUAUCGGUAAGGGUGUACCGUUUGUUAUCGCCGCCACCAAUGAACUAAUAGUUGUUAUCCGACGUAUGGAGGAGUUCCUAUUGCUUGAUGAUAUCAAACAAAUUGAUGGAAAACCUAAAAAAUUAGAUGAACUAAAAGUUGAUGAUAAUUAUGAUAAGAAAACUGGUGUUACCAUUGAUAAUAUAACUGCUCGUUGGACUAAUGAUGUGAUUGAACCGACACUUAAGGAUAUUAGUGUUUGUGUAAAACCGGGACAAUUGUUAGCCGUAAUUGGACCGGUAGGCAGUGGAAAGAGUUCGCUGUUGAUGUCAGUCCUAAAUGAGAUGACAGUCGAUUCGGGUUCACUACAAGUGUCGGGUCGGGUAUCGUAUGCACCCCAGGAGUCGUGGGCUUUCAUUGCCAGUGUUCGCGAUAACAUAUUGUUCGGUUCGGAGUAUGACGAGCACCGGUACCAACAAGUGGUCAAAGUGUGUGCAUUGGACAGGGAUUUCAAAUUGUUUCCGUUCGGCGAUAAGACACUCGUGGGUGAAAAGGGUGUACUGUUGAGUGGCGGCCAAAAAGCACGUAUCAAUUUGGCCAGGGCACUAUAUCGUCAAGCAGAUAUCUAUUUGUUGGACGACCCGUUAUCGGCAGUUGAUGCACAGGUAGCCAAACAUAUAUUUCAAAAAUGUCUAAUUGAUUAUCUAAAAGAUAAGGCACGUAUAUUAGUAACACAUCAGAUACAGUUCCUUAAGGAAGCCCAUAAGAUACUGGUGCUCGACGAGGGCCGGUGUGUAGCACUGGGCAGCUAUGAUGAACUAAAACAGUCGGGUAUUAAUCUGAUGUCAUAUCAGCGAACUACCGGUGCUGACCACAUGAAAACUACUGGUGCUGGUGGUGGUGGUCGACCUAUAAUGAACCGUACGAUUUCGUUUACGCCGUCAAUGGUCAGCAGUAUCAGCGAAGGAUCCGACUUAGCUCACGAAGACAUUGGUAAACAAUCGACAAAUUUGGACGACGAACCAGAAGUAAAAGCCGAAAGCAAAAUGAUCGGUAGUGUCGACUCAACCAUCUAUUGGGACUAUAUUAAGGCCGGUGCUGGACCUGUGCUGAUGACCAUAACGUUUCUGAUGAUUUUGUUGUCACAGUCGCUAUAUCAGGGAAGCGACUAUUGGAUGUCCUAUUGGACAAACCAUAAUAACGAUAACAAUGACAACCGUAAUAUUAUCAUCUAUUCGGCACUGAUUGUAGGCCUGUGCGUGACAUCACUGUUAGCCACUGUAUCGUUUUAUAUGAUGUGUAUGCGGGCAUCGAUAAUACUAUAUAGACGUAUAUUUUCAACACUAUUGCGAGCACCCAUACACGUGUUUGAGAGUUCACCGGCAGGCCGUAUAUUGAAUCGGUUUGCCAAAGAUACCGGUAUUAUUGAUGAACAGUUACCGUCGACAGCAUUUGACUUAAUAAUUAAUCUAUGUCUAGUAAUCGGUAAUUUAAUUAUCAAUGCAAUAGUCAAUUGGCUUCUGGUGUUUCCGGCUAUACUAUUACUGUUAUUGGUAUUCAUGUGUCGGUAUUUCUAUAUUAGGGCCGCCCGUGAUAUCAAACGACUGGAAGGCUUAUCCAGAAGUCCUAUCUAUUCGCACGUAAGCAACACAUUGGCCGGACUGUCGACCAUCCGAUCACAGGAAGCACAGCACAUGUUUGAACGGCAGUUCGAGUACUACCAGAACGACAACACUUCCACCUAUUUUCUGUUCAUCUGUACGUCCCGUGCCUUCGGCGUACUAAUGGACAGCAUAUGUCUGGUCUAUAUCGGCGCUGUUGUAGCCUUUGUAAUGUCUCUGUCGGACAGUGUAUCCGGCGGUAAUGCCGGACUGGUAUUGUCGUCGGCACUGACGUUGACCGGUACGACACAGUACGCGGUCAAGUGUUCGGCCGAUCUCGAGUCCUAUAUGACUGCAGUGGAACGGGUGCUCGAAUAUACCCGAAUCGAUACGGAAGCCAAUCUCGAGUCGACACCCGAUAGAAAACCGUCAACCGAUUGGCCACAAACGGGCGGUAUUGAGUUUAUCAAAAUGAGUUUACAAUACGCCGAAUCGCCGGCACCGGUACUCAAAGAGAUAACUGUAUCGCUGAAAGGUGGGGAAAAAAUCGGUGUCGUUGGUCGCACCGGUGCCGGCAAAUCGUCAAUAAUAGCCGGUCUGUUCCGAUUGACUGAACCCAGUGGUCAAAUAGUUAUCGACGGCAUAGAUAUCCAGUCGAUUGGUUUACACGAUCUGAGACGUCAGAUAUCGAUUAUACCUCAAGAACCGGUUCUGUUCACGGGUUCGGUACGUAAAAACUUGGAUCCAUUCGAUGAACAAUCAGAUGAAGAAUUAUGGUCAGCAUUAGAUGAGGUACAGCUCAGGGAUGCAAUCAGUCAAUUGCCCGGUAUGCUGGACGGUAUAGUCAGCGAAGGUGGCAGUAAUUUUAGUGUCGGUCAACGCCAACUGGUAUGUCUGGCCAGAGCUAUAUUGCGUGACAAUAGGAUACUGGUGUUGGACGAGGCAACCGCUAAUGUUGACCAUCAAACCGAUGCAUUGAUUCAGCGGACAAUACGCGAAAAGUUUCGUAACUGUACUGUCAUUACUAUUGCUCACCGAUUGAACACAAUUAUAGACUCGGAUAAAGUGCUGGUUUUAGACGCGGGAGAAGUAGUUGAAUACGGAAUACCUUACAAACUGUUGGAAUCGCAUAACGGUCUGUUUACACGACUGGUCAGCCAAACGGGCAAACAUAUGGCCACUCGGUUGCGACAAAUGGCCAAACAUUACUAUUCAAACAAAUUUGACGUACAAUUAGAUGAAAGAGAUUCUGAAAAUUAAUUAGAAAUUUAUAGAUAUAAUUAU
Molecule: messenger RNA, 3954 nt
Organism: Oppia nitens
Lineage: Eukaryota; Metazoa; Arthropoda; Arachnida; Sarcoptiformes; Oppiidae
Product: ATP-binding cassette sub-family C member 4-like
Exons: 16
Coding region: 1-3930 (1309 amino acids)
Biological process (GO): transmembrane transport
Cellular component (GO): membrane
Molecular function (GO): ABC-type transporter activity; ATP binding; ATP hydrolysis activity
Source: RefSeq, a predicted model, not a curated record